This is a messenger RNA of Daldinia caldariorum, 1554 nucleotides long. RefSeq lists its product as uncharacterized. The transcript has a single exon. Bases 447 to 1385 code for a protein of 312 amino acids. NCBI's taxonomy places the organism in Eukaryota, Fungi, Ascomycota, Sordariomycetes, Xylariales, Hypoxylaceae. The record is from RefSeq and is a predicted model, not a curated record.
AUCACGCGGAGAUGUUUCGGCGCUUAGGUUGUAAAAUACGUACUUUAGAACGUUUACAAAUAGUCUUGAGUCUCGCACUUCGAAAGAAAGGAAGACACCAUGGCCCUUGAGACUAUUAGAAAAUUAUUAUUGAAAUUGAAUACUCCAAGCCCUUGUCACAUCUAGACUGUCAGGAGUUAUUCUGUAUAUAGCUUUGGCUUCAAAGCAACUGUAGUUAGAGUUCCUUGCGGAACAACGAAGUUGUUUUACCUACUACAUGCUCUGCGACGUGACAUAGACAACGUUUGCCAGAGUUCAAUCUCAAUUAGAUAGUAUUAGCUAUAUAUAAGAGAUCUACCUCCCUGUAUCCGUAGUGAGAACAUCGUCAUUAUUACCAUUAUCAUAUCCGAUAGUUACCCAUCUAUACGCUGCCAUUGAACAAGCUCGACUAUCACUAACCUCCGAUCAUGGCACCAAUAUCUCCCCAUGCCCCGUUUACUUGGGGAUUGAAUGGCAAUUUGGUUCGCACGCCUGAUUCGCUCGUGUGGGGAGCCACCAGAGCCAUAGACUUAGUUUCCGGUGUACGGUUCUCGUGGGAUAACUCCCAGAACAAAGCCUUCAUAGAUUUUCUCAGGGCGUUCGGCCCUAAUUACAAGAGUACCAAUUUUGAGCUGCUGCUUUUCCGUCUUGACCUCGACGGAUAUGAAGACAUACGCAAUAAAAACGGGGAGAGCGUCCACCGCUUGAUUAUGGAAAAGGUGCUGAGGAAGCUGAAGAGCACCGCCGAUAAAAUGGCACAGAAUGGAUUGAUCGAAUCCUAUAAAACGUUAGUGAAUGAUGCUAACCUUACCAGGUCAAACCCGAUGAAUUAUAAUAAAAGCAAGAUAUUCGACUUUAGACAGAAUGCAAUUUUGUCAGGCCGCGAAGGAGAGGCCAAAAGUAGUAUUUCGUCCUUUAGCAGUCCAAAAUUGCAGACCUCUAUCAGAUCUACACCGUCAAACCAUUCUCCCUUCCUGAGUAUGUCUGAUCCCAACGUUCCGAAAGGUCCCGAGGCCGCAUCAGUCAGCAGUUCACCAUCGGUAUCUUCAAUAACGACGCAGUUCAAGUCGUCUGAGGGUUCGCCAACAGAGGCACAACAUUCAUAUUCGCAAGAACAGAGCAGCAGUGCGAGAGAUCAGGAGAAUGAAGAUCCUUUCGAAACUGCGGGACUGUCUCUCGUGAUACUUAUUAGAAGAUUAGCCAAAUUUCGAUACGCGCUCGAUGACGCCGAAUCGGUGUUCCUGAAGCUCCCAAUGAGCAAGGAGAGAGAAAGAUGGGUUAAGGGGCUGUUCGCACGGAUGGGGGACACGCAUUCUAGUAUCCAGUACGAUACGACUGAUCUUCAGGAAUAUAUUACGGAGGAGUAGUUGAAACUUCAAGAUAAGGGCCUCAUAGGGUGGUAUGGGUAUUUGAGUCGCUUAUAUCAGCCCUAUUACUCUUUACGGGGUGCGUGUCUUGGCAUGGUUAUGAGGUAGCCUGCAUUGUUAGGUUGCAAGUACGAGAUGAACUUCUAGGAACCGAUAUCUGGAGCAACUC